AUGGACGGCGGCGGCGGGCGGCUGGUGGAGCUGCUCGUAGACCUGUGCGACCAGCUGGAGCUGGGGCAGCGUCGCGCGAAGGAGGCGCUUCUGGAGGUUCACAUGUGCGACGCCCAGUUGCACGGUGGCACAGGCGACGGGCGCCCCCCCCCCGCGACGGAGCGCGCCGCGGUGCCGCCGCUGCCGGCGGCAGGGGGGCCCCGGGAGGCGCCGCGGGUGCGCACGCCCGCGGGCUGCUCCCCGAGCGGGCCCCCCGCCUGCGGCUGCAGCCCCGGCUCCUCGGGCCCGGCGGGGCCGCGGUCGGACGCCGCCGCCGCGCCCCGCGCGCCCGCGGCCGCUGCGGAGAUCCGCAGGAAGCUGCGCGCCCUCGCCGCGGAGCACAUCUCCGAGGAGCCCAGCGUGUCCUCUGCGAGCAACGGCGCUGCAGCCACGCCCGGCGAGGCGCGGCCGGCUGGCUCGGCGGCAAACCACCGAAGGUUGGGCCACCAGUGGACGGCACUGCGGCGACCACCGCCUCCGCCAGCGGGGAGAUCCGCGCCCCGGGCCCAGCGGCGUGUGACCGUCGACGCCCGACGCAGCUGA
Messenger RNA from Prorocentrum cordatum, 582 nucleotides. The record is from the annotation of a GenBank genome assembly. NCBI's taxonomy places the organism in Eukaryota, Dinophyceae, Prorocentrales, Prorocentraceae.